AUGGCGUACAUCAUUGCCGUCAACGCCUCAAUCGUAUCGGAUUCCGGCGGUACCUGCGUCUGCCCUCACACUGCUGCAGACCCUACUUGCGAUAAAGACGCAGACUACAUGCUUUGCACCCAGGAUAUCAAGCGCGACAUUGUGACGGCCACUGCUGCCAUAUCGGCACUAUCGUGCUUCUGCAUGGGACUCUUUGCCAACUUGCCGGUUGCUCUGGCGCCAGGAAUGGUUGGCUAUCAUGGCACCGGCCUGGUCCCGUACCGGGUAGCCCUCACCGCCAUCUUCGUCGAAGGUUUCAUCUUUCUCGGUCUUGCCAUCCUCGGACUGCGACAGUGGCUUGCCAGAGCGAUUCCCCACUCCAUCAAGGUGGCCACGGGCGUUGGUAUUGGCUUGUACCUGACUCUGAUUGGACUCACGUACAGCGAAGGCAUUGGUGUCGUCGUUGGAGCCACCGCGACGCCUGUGGAACUCGCGGGAUGCUCUCCUGAGAAUCGCCUUGCCGAUGGCACAUGCCCCAGCUGGGACAAGAUGCGCCACCCUGCCAUGUGGAUUGGAAUAUUCUGCGGUGGAAUCUUGACUGUGAUCCUGACCAUGUUUCGAGUCAAAGGUGCCAUUAUUAUCGGCAUCCUUCUCGUCAGCAUCGUUUCGUGGCCUCGCACGACACCGGUCACCUACUUCCCCUACACCGACGUCGGCAACAACUCGUUUGACUUCUUCAAGAAGGUCGUGACUUUCCACCCCAUUCAGCACACGCUCAAUGUCCAGGACUGGAACGUUUCCGAAUACGGUGGGCAGUUUGGCCUCGCCCUCAUUACCUUCCUUUACGUCGAUAUCCUCGAUGCCACCGGCACGCUGUACUCCAUGGCCCGGUUUGCCGGCCUCAUGGACCCUGUGACGCAAGAUUUUGAGGGCUCGGCCGUUGCAUACAUGGUUGACGCGCUGUGCAUCUCCGUCGGUGCUGUCCUCGGUGUUCCUCCGGUCACGGCGUUUGUCGAGUCCGGUGCUGGCAUCUCCGAAGGUGGUAAGACGGGCUUGACAUCCAUGGCUACUGGUCUCUGCUUCUUCAUCGCCGUCUUCUUCGCUCCCAUCUUCGCCUCGAUUCCCCCCUGGGCCACGGGCUGUGUUCUUAUCCUCGUCGGAUCAAUGAUGGCCGGUGCCGUUCCCGAAAUCAACUGGAAAUACAUGGGAGAUGCCGUCCCCGCCUUCCUCGCCAUUUGCCUCAUGCCUUUCACGUACUCGAUUGCCAAUGGCUUGAUCGGCAGCAUCUUCUCGUACAUCAUCAUCAACGUCACGGUGUGGCUGGUCAAAAAGCUGUCCGGCGGACGCAUAUUACCGUCCAACAUGGACGAGCAGGAGAACUGGACGUGGCGCAUCCCCGGAGGCUUUCUUCCCCCGUGGUUGGUUCGUCUGGGAAAGGGCCAGAAGGACUUUUGGCGGGAGGAUCCGCCGCCCACCGAGGCUGCCGUUCAGCACAAGCUCAGCUCCGACGAGCAGGGCUCGGAUGCCGGGCCAGAGGCUAGUAAUCCUUUGCAAGUGGCCCCGGUCAAGGCAUAG
This is a messenger RNA of Metarhizium acridum CQMa 102, 1554 nucleotides long. NCBI's taxonomy places the organism in Eukaryota, Fungi, Ascomycota, Sordariomycetes, Hypocreales, Clavicipitaceae. The record is from RefSeq and is a predicted model, not a curated record.